ACGUAGAAGAAAUAGAAGACCCAGUGGUUUUUAACCUUGAAAAAUCAAGAGAGAAAGAAGAUUUUGAUGAAUACAUACGAUUCACAAAAUACAGGGAACAAUACCAUCUUAAAAAUGAAUAUUUAUCAAGUGAAGAAUUACAAUCCUAUCAAGAACCUGAACAGUACGAAUUAUCAAGUGAAUCAA
This is a messenger RNA of Racocetra persica, 186 nucleotides long. NCBI's taxonomy places the organism in Eukaryota, Fungi, Glomeromycota, Glomeromycetes, Diversisporales, Gigasporaceae. The record is from the annotation of a GenBank genome assembly.